AUGCUCAAACGAUCCGCAGCCAGGCUUUUCAGCCGAAGAUUUGGUGCAAUUACAAGACCGACAGCAGCUAGAAAUGCGUCCCUUAUAAGACACCUCACAAGCCCGGUUCUACAACCACAAGGACGCUUUCUGCGCUCUCUGCGGCUCUACUCGACCGCCUCCACCGACGGACACGACAUCCCGCCAGAAGUUCUGAACCUAAGUGCCCAAGAGUACCAGGCAGAGGCCGACCGCUGCCUGGAGACGCUUCUAGACGACCUAGAGGCCCUCAGCGACGAUUACCCAGACAGAAUACCAGACGUGGAGCUCACUCAGGGCGUGAUGACUCUUCAAGUGGCCAAUGUCGGCACCUACGUGAUCAACAAGCAGCCUCCCAACAAGCAGAUCUGGCUAUCGUCGCCGGUCUCGGGACCCAACCGGUUCGAUCUCUACAAGGGCGACUGGAUAUCGCUAAGAGACGGAUCCAGCCUGCUCGACAUCCUGAGUUCCGAGCUGGACGACGCCAUUCCAGAGCAAGAGAUACAAUUACGGCAUUGA
This is a messenger RNA of Torulaspora globosa, 537 nucleotides long. RefSeq names its product ferroxidase (gene YFH1). Gene Ontology annotation, biological process: iron incorporation into metallo-sulfur cluster; intracellular iron ion homeostasis. Gene Ontology annotation, molecular function: ferric iron binding; 2 iron, 2 sulfur cluster binding; iron chaperone activity. Lineage: Eukaryota; Fungi; Ascomycota; Saccharomycetes; Saccharomycetales; Saccharomycetaceae. The record is from RefSeq and is a predicted model, not a curated record. Gene Ontology annotation, cellular component: mitochondrion. The transcript has a single exon. The coding region runs from base 1 to 537 and encodes 178 amino acids.